AUGGAGUCGACCGCAUCGUCUGGCUCGUCGGAGCCCAAGACGCCACCCGCCAAGGGCAGUGCCACCUAUCCUCGCGCCUUUCUCACGCCGGACAAGGACUCCACCCCCAAGCCCGCCACACCGCCGUCUUCGUUAAGGCAGCGCUUCGCCUCGUUCACGCGCUCGUCCGGCAAGGCGACGGCAGCAUCUCUCUCGCAGAGCAGCUCUGCAAGCACGACACCGCCCAACGAAGACAUGAGCGAACGCAUCGAGAAGCUCGAUCUCAUGCGCGGAGCGCCCAAGCCGGACGGAGCGGCUGCACCACGCGAGCAUUCGGCACCCGUGUCGCGCAGGGCCAGCAUGUCCAAGAGCGACAACGAGCCGCACGUGCCACAAUACCAGAACGCCGAACAGAUCAACCAGGACUCGCCGCUGCCACGCGUGCUCAGGAGCGCCAAAGCACAACCGCUUCCGGGCCAUCCGGGCAACUUGACCGAGGCGCAGACGCGCGCCCUGCACGAACUCACCGCCGCCCUCCGACACGACGGCGCACUGCACGAAGCCGAAUCCGAACCGCCGUCGUAUCAAGACACACAGCUUCUACGCUUUCUGCGCGCGCGAAACUUCAACGUGGCUGCGGCGCGGACGAUGUACCUCAAGGCGGAAGCGUGGAAGAAGGAGAUCAAGCUCGACCGGCUCGUGCGCGAGUUCGACUUUGCCGAGCGCGACGAGGUCGCUUCGCACGGCUGGAGCAUGUACUUCCACAAGACCGACCGACUUGGUCGACCGAUCUUCAUCCAAGACCUGGGCAACAUGGACGUGACGAAAGUGUUCCAGAUCACGACGCCGGAGCGGGUGAUCGAGAACUUUGCAGUCACGCUCGAGCUGGCGGUUCGACACCGCUACGAGGCAUGCACGGUCGCGAGCGGGCGGUGGGUGGAUGACAACAUGAUGGUCGUCAACCUCGCCGGCCUGGGGUUGGGAACGUUCUGGAGCAUGAAGGGCCAGCUUCAGCAGCUGCUGGCGAUCCUGGAUAACAACUUUCCAGAGUUAUCCGGACGCGUGCAGAUCAUCAAUGCACCGUACAUGUUCAGCACGAUUUGGUCGUGGGUCAAGGGCUGGCUGCCCGUCGCCACCGUCGAAAAGAUCGACAUUGCAGGCGCGGAUUACCACGACCGCAUCUGGCAGUACGUCAGCAAGCAGGAUUGGCCAAGGAGUCUGGGUGGAGAAUGCGACUGCGGAGAUGCCAAAGGGUGCGCAAAGUCGGACAAGGGGCCGUGGGAUACCCGCCUCGUGCGCACCGCGGAUCUGUAG
Moesziomyces antarcticus is the source of this 1293-nucleotide messenger RNA. Its product is annotated as sec14 cytosolic factor. The transcript has 3 exons. The coding region runs from base 1 to 1293 and encodes 430 amino acids. The record is from RefSeq and is a predicted model, not a curated record. NCBI's taxonomy places the organism in Eukaryota, Fungi, Basidiomycota, Ustilaginomycetes, Ustilaginales, Ustilaginaceae.